AUGCACGCUAGGCGGAGAGGUCCAAACUUCACCUACGUCAGUGGAUGUGUAAAAUACAUGAUUUUUGUAUUAAACUUUAUAUUCUGGCUGUUUGGUGGGUUGCUUGUUGCAAUUGGCCUCUAUGCAUUUAUAGACAAGUGGCAGGCGACGGGACUUAUUAAGCUUGAUACAUUGUAUGAUGUGAUCCUCAAUAUAAGUCUGCUGAUAGCAUUGCUUGGUGGAGUGGUGUUUAUAGUUAGUUUUGCUGGCUGCAUCGGAGCCCUACGGGAGAAUACCUGUUUAUUGAAAUUUUACUCGCUAUGCCUCCUGAUACUAUUCCUGGUGGAAAUGGGGGGAGCGGUGUGUGGCUUCGUCUUCCCGAGAUCGCUGCACGGCUUCCUCGAGUUGAGUUUCACGGAGAGGGUCGUCCACUCGUACAGAGAUGACCCGGAUCUACAGAACUUCAUUGAUUUUGCACAGAGCGAUUUCCAUUGCUGUGGCCUAACUUCAGACGGUUAUAUGGACUGGUCCAAGAACGAAUACUUCAACUGCACUUCGCCAUCUGUAGAGCGGUGUGGGGUUCCGUUCUCAUGCUGCAUCAACCCGACAGAUAUCAGUUCGGGGCUUGUCAAUAUUAUGUGUGGAUAUGGAGUCCAGAACUAUCCUGUCGCUGAAGCCAGCAAGCGCGUCUGGACCAGCGGUUGUAUAGAAAUCGUGCGCUCAUGGGCGGAGAGGAACCUCUACACGAUAGCGUCUAUCGCGCUGGGCGUGGCCCUGUCACAGCUGUUCGUCAUUUACCUGGCCAAGACCCUGGAGGGACAGAUUGAGCUGCAAAAAGCCAGAUGGCAAACAUGA
Messenger RNA from Leptosia nina, 834 nucleotides. The record is from the annotation of a GenBank genome assembly. Lineage: Eukaryota; Metazoa; Arthropoda; Insecta; Lepidoptera; Pieridae.